GCGGCCGGGCACUAUUGUUGAUGAGGUGCACGGAGGAGGUGGAGGCAGCGCGGGUCGCCCCGGGCUGGGGACGGCGCUAGGAACGGGGCCGUUGGCUGAGGCGUGGGACCCUGGCGAGGACCUGCCGGCGUCGCACGCUUACGCCCUUCCGUUUCUUCCCCGCCACCGACGGUCUUCCGCAAGCCCCGGCUCUCAACGGACAAUGUCUCACCAGCGCGUGAGGCGCAACGGCUCCCCGACCCCGGCCGCUUCCCUGGGGGGAGGCGGCGCGGUGGCGGCGGGUGGCGGAGCGGGAGCGAGCAGCCGCCUCCAGCCCAUGCGGGCCACGGUGCCCUUCCAGCUCAAGCAGCAGCAGCAGCAACAUGGCAGCCCCACGAGGAGCAGCGGCGGCGCCCCGGGCGGGGGUCUUCCACGCGCGGCGCCCGCCUCGCGCAGCAUCAGCCCCACGCGCGCGGCGCCCACCGGCAGCGGCAACGGCGGGCGCGGCGGCCCCGCCAUGGCCACGCAGACGCCGGGGGGAGGGGGAGGCAACGCCGCCGCCUCGGCGGCCGCCGCUGUCUCCUCGCGGGGUAGCCCCACGCGUUCCAGUGGGGCGCGGGGGAGCCCCCCUCGGCCCCAUCACCUACCGCCGCCUCCUCCCCCGCCGCCGCCCCUGGGCUGCGGGCCCUCACCUUGCUCUUCUCCGGUGCCUCAGCUGCCGGAGGGCAGUGCUACAGCGGCGGGCAGGGUCCGGCACCGGCGGCACUCACCGGAGCAAGGCAGGAGCUCCCCGGAGAGGAAGAGCCCCAGUUCCCCCGUCUGCAAAGCUGACAAAUCAAGACCACCUUCAUCAAGCCCAUCCAGUAUUAUUCGCCGGACUUCCUCAUUGGAUACGCUUGCUGCUCCAUACCUUGCUGGACAGUGGCCUCGUGAUAAUCAUGGACAGGCUGCUCCAUGUAUGAGAGACAAAGCCACACAGACAGAAAGUGCCUGGGCUGAAGAAUAUUUAGAAAAGAAGAGAAGCUCACACAAACGUUCAGCAUCGUGGGGCAGCAAUGAUCAGCUCAAGGAGAUAGCAAAAUUGCGUCAACAACUGCAGAGAAGCAAACACAGCAGUAGGCAUCAUCGUGAUAAAGAAAGACAGUCUCCAUUUCAUGGUAACCAUGCAGCCAUUAACCACAGUCAGGCUCCCAUCCCAAAGAGUGCUCUUGUUCCUGUGAUACCUAUUACCAAAUCAACAGGAUCACGAUUCCGAAACAGUGUAGAAGGACUGAAUCAGGAGAUUGAGAUAAUAAUUAAGGAGACGGGAGACAAAGAGGAACAGCUUGUUCCUCAAGAUAUUCCAGAUGGGCAUCGUGCACCACCACCAUUGGUUCAGCGUAGUAGUAGUACUCGCAGCAUUGAUACCCAAACACCUGGUGGAGCAGACAGGGGUAGUAACAACAGCAGCCGCUCUCAGUCAGUAUCUCCAACCUCCUUUCUUACCAUCCCUAAUGAAGGCAGUGAAGAAAGUCCAUGUUCUACAGAUGAUCUUCUUGCUGAUUCCAGAGAUAAAGAGAAUGGAAAUAAUUCUCCCUUGCCAAAAUAUGCUACCUCACCAAAACCCAACAACAGCUACAUGUUUAAGCGUGAACCUCCAGAGGGCUGUGAAAAAGUGAAAGUCUUUGAGGAAAACUUGCCAAAGCCAUUGCACGAAAUUCCAGCCUUCUACUGCCCUGACAAGAACAAAGUGAAUUUCAUUCCUAAAAGUGGCUCUGCUUUCUGUCUUGUCAGCAUCCUCAAGCCACUUCUUCCCACACAGGAUCUCACACUUAAGGGCACUACACACAGCCUGACUGUUUCCUCCAGCAUGACGCCCAGUUUGUUACAGCCCAUUUCUAUGGCCUCCUUGUCUACAAACACAGAUCAAGACAGGAUCUCUCGUGGAACAAGUACAGUAAUACCACAGACCUCCCUAAUCCAGCAGUCGGGACAUAUUGAGGAAGCUGAAGGAUAGAUUUACAUUGUCUUGACAUUUUUCUGGGCAACUACUGGGGAAAAAAUUGGAACCAGUUGACUGAACCUCUCUGAUCACACUAUUUGCAUUGUUUUAACAGGUUAUGGCACUGUUGUAAUUGAACAGUUUGUAUAAUUGACAGUUUGGUAGCACAUCGAGAAGUUCAGGAGGAUGCAGCAGCUGAUACACUGCUGCAGUUUCUGCUUGUGAAGACUCCGGUUCUGUUUCUCUCCUGCUUUUUUAAACACUGGUGAAAACAGACUGUCAUAAUCCUUUGCCAUUUGAAGAACCAGUUGUUGUGAUGCUGGGUGUCCUUUGACUUUUUCCCAUUAAAACAAAAAUCUCAAGACCAACCAGCUGAUCCCAUUUACCAUUGUAAUCUGCAGAGGGAGGGGCAAUCAGAUGGUUUUACAAGAUGUCUUUUGUAUGAAAAUGUGUAUUUUGUAACAAAAACUUGCCUUUUCUGGUGUGUAGCAGAUGGUGUUUAGAAGACGCUUUCCUGGUGAUGAUGAUUCUGCCCCACCCUUUUUUUUUUUUUUUUUUUUUGGAAGGUUCUUUUUUAUAUGGCUGUCUUACAGCUGCUGGGACCAAAGGAUUGCUGAAGUAUUUCAGCAGUCUCAAAUUACAUGACCUUGCUGAACAGCCUCAGCCCUAAACAAAAUAAGUUAAUAUGCCUGAAACUUUUAAAACAGAAGAGUAUCCAAAAAGCAGUGUUAGUAUAUAGUGUACAUUGUUUUGAUAUCGGAAGUUUGUGCUUCAGGUAAGUGACAUUCUUAAAACUCCUUCCUUCACAGAAUUCCCACCAGUGUCGAUUUAUUGGCUGGAAAACUGCAUUUUAAAGCACUUGCCCAGUAUUGUUCUUUUUGUCCAUAGGAUUUUUGUGCAGGGGUGGGGGAAAAAAACAUGUUAUCCUCUUACUCGGUAUCCUUCUUGGUAUUUCCUUCCAGAAAAUAUGCUGCUUGCCUCUUACAGGCUUGCUUGGCUACUUAAGGAGUUAGUCAGCCUGAAUCAUUAAUCUCUUGGAACAGAUUUUCUCUGAAGUGACUCAUCACUGUAUUAUAAACCCUGGCCACAUAAUACUGAAAUAUCCGUGCAUGAUUUCCUCCCUUUUGUCAUAGUGGUGUCUUGUGUGUCCAUUGAAGGUGAUGGUUUGUCAGGCAUGGUAUCUAUUACACAGGAGUUUACAGCAGCAGAUACAUUCUCUCUUUUUGACAAGCAGCUUAGGCUGGCAUGUAAAACAGGAUUUUUUGAUACCUGGUCUGUCCUGAUAUGCAGUAGUUUAAGGUUCUCUCCUUUGAAGUUAUAAUAAAAGAUGAAAAUGGGAGGGAAAGGCAAUUGCAAAUGGAAACUGUUCAGGAACUUCAGUGACAUUUUUCCUUUGUUCCUGGAGUGUAUUACUUGGGUUUGAGUAAAUGCAAUAUAGAUAUGCAAAAAAACUACAGUGACCUGAAUACCAGUGUCAUAUCAACUUACAAAACAAGUUGACCUUGUACCUCUUUUACAGAGUUAGAUUCAGUAAUUUCGAAGUAAGUGUCACUGUGGACGGUCUCUGGGUCUGUUACACAUGAGCAGUUCUCACUGGCUUGCAUGUACAUAGGUUCUGUGAAUCAGUUGCAUACUCAGGUCCCCUCAUAGCUGCAUCUAUUUAAAGAUGAUAUUGCAAAUAUAAUAAUUUUGUUCAGUGCUUAAUAUGCUAAAUUUGGUUGCAGACAUUUCAAUUGGGAGAAAAAAAGCCCUGUGUACCUGUGCAGAUAAUAGAGUUUUCGAUGCACAUUUACUGUACCUUUAAAUCCUCCCUAACUAUGAUAGCGUUGUACUUAGCAAGGAUGUGUAAAUCACAUUAGCAUGUGUAAGUCCUGUGUUCAUAGUAUAAUGAACCCCCUUUUAAAACAUCAUGCAAAAAUACAGCAAAUGAAAAAUGUACCAGGAGGCGUUAAAAUAUUAGACCUAUUAAAUUAGCAAACAAGCAGAAACUGGUUUACUAUCUUCCUUCCCAUCAAAAUAGACAGGAUUGUGCAGAUGAGACUAAAGAACUCUGUCAGUGUAAAUCAGAGCUGUUACUUUAAAACAGAGUUGUUGAAGGACAGUGUUAAAAUAAGCCACUUUGUGUAUCAAAUCUGUGUAAUUUGGCCAAUUGAUAAUUCUUUUCUGGGUUUAGUGGUUAUGAUUUCGUUUCUUCUGAAACAGUUACAGUGCAAUGUGAAGUCUAAAAUUUACUGCUUUAGAUAGGUUUGUUUAAACCUGGUAUGACUGGAUUCAGGGAAGAUCAGAUCGUUCAGGUGAAGGAAAUGCUUCUAAGUCUGUUUUCUGUUUUUAACAGUAGCAUGUAAAAAGCUUCUCCAUCAAUGCUAAACUGCCUGGUGCUUUUGCUUUAUCAGGAGAUCUUAACUGAAUGGUUAAGAACCAAAGGGCUAAAGGUAACAAAUAGCCUGUAUUACAGCCUUGAGACUUAACUGACUUCACCAAAACUGCAUUCAGAUAUUUGUUUUCAUCACAGAGUGGCUCUCCCGAAUAGCAGUGGGCUUUCUUACCGUAGGACUUUCUUUUGCACCUGCUGUAAUACUUGAGCAUCUCUUUGGUAGUUUACAUUGUAUGUUAUUGGACAAAGUACUGUACAAAUUAGCGAGCUGCUCUGAUAAAAACCAAAUGUAAAUGUGUGAGGUUUUUGCUUUUUAUAAAAAGAAACUGCAUUCAGGACAACAUUCAGUCUUUUUUAUAUGCAGGACAACUCUACUAUUGCUGUGGCAGCUCUACUUUAUUAUGAAUCCACACUAAAGACUCAGAAUUAAGAAAAUACAACAGCUCUUGUUCCGAGACCAGCUUUUACAUGUGUGCGUACAAAAAUUAGCCUUAAACUUUUUAUGUGCUAUCUUGUGCCAUAGCAGAGCUGUUAGAUAAGUACUUAAAUCAAUUUCAAAAUACCUUUGAGAGCGCAUGGAGCUUUUUAAAAAUUCUUUUAUGUAUAGAGUGGGAUAUUCAGGUUGGGGGGGGGGGGGGUUGACCCAUGCAUUACUCAAGCACAGUUUUACUGAAGGAGUUCAAGUACUUUUGGCAUACUUCAGAUCUUAACUAUGCAUAGACCUAGUCAGUUUCUUCAUUGCCUACUUUGUAGCUUAAGAAAAAUUAAAGGUCUAUUUUUGUGCACAACUUUACACACUUGAUACUCUUGUUUUCUUGGUAUAUUACACUUCUAGCCACACUUAAAGGCUGGCAGCAGUGUUUAGUAACACUGACAGCUGAUUUUGAGAUCUACUAAAUGGUGUUCCUCCAGUUGUAAAUGCUACGUAAGUUGUAAGGAAGGUCGUCGUUGUAAUGAAGGGCUGUGGUGGCAUCUAUGACUAUGGGAAUCCUUUUUUUAAAAAAACUCAAGGCACAGGGGAAGGGGACUUCUUUGUUAAAGUUUGAUCUGCUUCAGCUAUUCUUUCCUUGCUUGGCGCCAUAGUCCUGUAGCAACAAAAUUAAGUACUUGGAAAAGUAAAAGAUAAUGCUUGAGUACACAUAUCUUGGAAAGAAAUUCUCAGUUGCAUGUACAUAUCCCAAGUGAGGAAGAAAGGGGGUGAAAAUUAAAUAUUGCAUACAGUGGAAGUAAAUGACUGCUGUGUUUGAUUUACAUAAAGCAAUAGCAGCUCUUAAAAAGUAUGUUUAGUCUCAGGGCUAUUCUUUGGUUUGUCCUAAAUUACAGUUUCCUGGAAUUCAGAAUCUGAGAUUGUUGGAAAACACUGAAGCUGAGCCUUUUGGGAAGAAAAAAAACCCAAGGUCAUAUCCAUUAACCUUUCUUCUGCCUCAGGCCUAACUUCUUGUUGUUUAUUAAGUUUACUAGAAUUCAGUGGUACAGCAAUAAUUCCUUGCUGAAGUAUUAUCUGUUCUCUCCCUGCCUUCUCUGAAAUGCUAACAUAUCUUCACAGUACCUUGCUGCUAGUGACGUCUAUAUUUCCUUACUGAAUGUUUCCUUGCUGAGUACCUGACAGCUUCUCUGUGAAACGGGAAGUGUGAAGUAGAAUGCAUUGGAAGUCACCAGAGAGUUGCAGUUACCAAGACCAGUGCUGCAGGGUGACUUCUUUGGUAUUUUGAUUUCCAUUUGACUCAUUGUGCACGUGCACACACACAGUCUGCGUAGGUCUGCUGCUUUUAUCUUUAUGGUUUGAGGCAGGACUAGUAUUUCUAAAAAAUUAUUUUAUUUUUUUAAUGGGCAGACUUGCAGGCCUGUUCUCAUCAGAGCUGGUGCAUACUUAUAGGCAUCUCCAAAGUAAAGCUUCUGUGUUGUUCUUGUUUUCAUGAAGUGACUUUAAUCUGCAGAAAAGACCCUUGACAUAAAAGCAUCCAAACACUUGAGAAUGUCAGGGCUGUGCUUUCUCCAGGUAAUUCCAUAGUUUAAGCGUGUGCCUUUCAUAAAAUGUCAUAGCCUAAAGAUGUCAUUAUGGCUUAGACCCAAACCGGGUUGGCAUGUAUUAUAACAAAAAAUGUUAGCUCUUAGAAAGGUAAUAGAAGGUACAUUUUUCCUAGCCUAGGGAGGUGAAAAGCACUGUGGAAGAACUAGUUUCAUUCUGAUCGAAGAGUUCUUACGGAGUUGGGGGGUUUUUUAAACCUGGGUGUGCAGGAAAACAAAAUGACCACUUAUUGCAAGACUCACACGUAUAUUUUCUUGACAUGAAUUUGUGAGUGUUCAGCAACUCUGAAAAUCAGUUCCACUCUUAGUGUUUUGUUUAUACAAAGAAUGACCUAGAUGCAUUGUUUUGAAACUUACUUUGUGCGUCAAGUCAAGUGAGGAGAGAAUGUUAACUCUUCAAGUGUUUUGUGAAAUUCCAGUCCUGUACCCCAACUGAACCGCAAGUCUCUUUCUGAAAGCUCCAAAUGUAAAUGGAGUUCUGUUACUGCUUGCUUGAUUUCAUUGCAUGUCCUCAGUAAAUACUUAAGGUAUGGUCUUUGUUUAAUAGUUCUUCAUUGCGAUUUGUAUUUGACUACACAGACUUCUGCAGUGUUGACAGGUCUGUCUGAAUUGCAGAAGAGUACUUGGCCUGAUAACGCUGUAGGUCAACAUUUUUUACACAAAUUCCUUUUAAAACAACUCUCUCUGGAAAAUUUAGGAAGCUAAAAAAACAAAAAGACUGUUUCUGGACACUCCCUCCACCCUAUAAUUGUCACUGUGCUGAUAGUUGAAUUUUGCUUAGCUUUGUUCUAAAUGAUUUCAUUUAUUGAAAUUUAUAUUUCCAUUCAAUAAAUCGAAUUUUUGAGGGUAGCGGUCAAGGGGUGUCCAAAACUGCCAGUAGAUUUGCCUUUGUAUGAAAUUGGCUGAUAUGUUUUCCUCUGUUACACUGUGAUAACUUGUGGAGGUGUUCUUGCGUAUGUUGUACUGAUAGGUUACUUGUUGCAUGUAAGGUGAUUUUUGUAAGCAAGAGGAAUUCCAGGGAUGUUCUGCAAAAAGGGCCUAUUCUGAGGUGAUGUACACUGGUGUAAAACUGGAGCAGCUCAACUAAUUUCAAUGGAAUUCUUGAUUUACACUAGUCUCUUUGCUAUGUGUAGUUAUGCCAGUACUAUUUUGCACAAUGUUGUUUUAAAUCUUGUUCUGACUUGUGAACUGUUUCUACUGAAAACAGUGACAAUUUUACAAACUGCAAUAGUGGAAUGUUUUGGGGAAUUUUUUUUCUUUUUUUCCUAAAAUAAAAAGUCAUCACUUCAA
Phalacrocorax carbo (great cormorant) is the source of this 7652-nucleotide messenger RNA. NCBI's taxonomy places the organism in Eukaryota, Metazoa, Chordata, Aves, Suliformes, Phalacrocoracidae. The record is from RefSeq and is a predicted model, not a curated record.